This is a messenger RNA of Pogonomyrmex barbatus (red harvester ant), 2246 nucleotides long. Its product is annotated as GTP-binding protein 2. Gene Ontology annotation, molecular function: translation elongation factor activity; GTPase activity; GTP binding. NCBI's taxonomy places the organism in Eukaryota, Metazoa, Arthropoda, Insecta, Hymenoptera, Formicidae. Gene Ontology annotation, biological process: translational elongation. The record is from RefSeq and is a predicted model, not a curated record.
ACAAGUUUCCGUUCUAUGUUUCGUUCAUGAUCAGCCAGAAUAUGACAGACAGUUUGUGACCUAAUUGCAUAGAGGACGGAGAAAAAGAAGAGGCUGGCAGUAAAGUGUUGACACUUUUAUCAUGCCCCGCGACUUGUAUGGCACUGCUAACUUAAACGCACGAUUCCGACUGGACGAUCUCGCUUUUUGAACCUGGAACCUGGAACCUGGAACCUGGAACCUGGAAUCAGGAAUCAGGAAGAUGCGCGCAGUGUAUCGUAAUAUAACAUGUACCUACAUCUGUCAGAUUUCUCGAUGCAGGCAUAUAUCUAUAUAUGUAUAUACACACAUAUACACAUCUGUAUUUACGCGGGCAUCCCCGAAAGUACGUCAUUUUCUGAAGAAGCACUGACAAAAAUAUGGAGUCAUUUUUACAACUUUUUGAUCCACAAAACGAUAAGGAUCUGAGGAAAAGGCAAUGGGUUGAUUCUGAGAAUGAAGGAAAUGGAUUAUCAGACUGCGAGACUUCUAGUGCUGAUGAGGAUCAAGAAGACCGACUACCACCUGAACCAGAACAAGGGAACAUAGAGUACAAAUUAAAAUUGAUAAAUCCAUCUAGUCAACGUUUUGAACAUCUUGUCACCCAGAUGAAAUGGAGGCUAAGAGAAGGACAUGGAGAAGCGAUUUAUCAAAUUGGAGUGGAGGAUAAUGGACGAUUGGCGGGUUUAACAAAAGAGGAAAUGAAAGCGUCCUUAAAGACGCUGAAGGACAUGGCUUCCAGACUAGGUGCUACUAUAAGAGUAUUACGCGAGCGAAUAGCCACGAGUAAAACCUUAACAUUGCAAAAUAAUAAUAAGGAGGAGAAGAAAGUCACUGAAGUACUGGUAAAAAAAUUACGGAAAGACGACAGAGAGGACCAGGAUAGUAUUAUAGACUUGAGACUGGCGGUCACCGGAGCGCAGGAUGCUGGAAAGUCGACUCUCUUAGGAGUACUGACGCAGGGUGAGUUGGAUAAUGGAAGAGGUAGAGCAAGACUCAACAUGUUACGUCAUCUGCAUGAAAUAAAGACUGGUCGUACAUCUUCGAUAUCCCAUGAAAUUAUUGGAUUUGAUAGUGCAGGUCACGUUUUGAAUUACGCUGAAAUGGCAACAGCAGAAGAGAUAUGCGAACACGCGUCGAAGGUUGUUACGUUCAUUGACUUAGCUGGACAUCGGAAAUACCUGAGGACGACGGUACUUGGACUUACGGGAUAUUCGCCCCAUCAUGUUAUGCUAGUAAUAGCACCGCCUUUGAACGAUGCGUCACAGGAACACAUGGCUCUCUGUUUAGCGUUAAAACUUCCAUUCUUUAUUGUCGUAAAUAAAAUCGAUUUGGGAUUUUGCGACAUGUCUGAAACGCUAGCUCAACUCGGAAACGCUAUGGUGACGCAAGGUUAUCCCAAGCAAUUAGUACUGUUCAGCAAUAACGAUAUACCGUCAUGGGACUACACAUCCGAUGUGAUACCAGUAUUUAGUGUUAGUUGCGUUACCGGUGAAGGUCUAGAAGAUUUGACUAUAUUUAUAAAAAAUUUGGCACCUUACGAGAUGAAUUCGAUCGACUCGGAUCCAGAAUCCUGUCUAUUUCAAAUUGACGAAACAUUUAGGGUAGCAGGUUUAACACAACCAGUUUUAGGAGGGUUACUUGUUAAAGGGGCAAUUGCACCGGGUACUCGUUUAUUAGUAGGACCUUUGCCGGAUGGAGAAUUUAGUCCAGUGAAAGUAGUUAGUCUGCAUCGUAAUAAAGCUCCGUGUUGUUUAGUUAGAGCGUCUCAGAGUGCCAGUCUGACUCUAGCACCACCGACGAAUCGUAGCCCUCCCCUACCACAUCUUCGUCCGGGGAUGGUUUUAGUCUCUUUACGUGAUCGACCGCACGCAACACACUUCUUUCAGGCAACUGUAUUAAUAUUAUAUCACGCAACCGCGAUAUUCCCCGGGUUUCAAACCACGGUACACGUGGGCAAUGUGAGACAGACUUGCGUUAUUGAGGGAAUAAUGGAUGCAAAUGACAGAGGGUUGCAGACGAAUGACACCGCUUCUGUGUUGUUUAGAUUCGUCAGUCAUCCAGAAUAUCUCUCUGUCGGGAUGCGACUUUUAUUCAGAGAGGGACGUACUAAGGGGAUUGGCAAAAUCACGCAAAUCUUUCCCAUGAUUAGGUCGCAGAACUCGAUCAAGUGAAAGAAAUUAUGACCCAAUGUAAAAUAAUAUCAGAAAUAUGCCAUUUUCAAAGAA